This is a messenger RNA of Puntigrus tetrazona (Sumatra barb), 1360 nucleotides long. It is a transcript of the gene tusc2b, whose product is annotated as tumor suppressor 2, mitochondrial calcium regulator b. The transcript has 4 exons. Bases 212 to 550 code for a protein of 112 amino acids. The record is from RefSeq and is a predicted model, not a curated record. Gene Ontology annotation, cellular component: mitochondrion. Gene Ontology annotation, biological process: regulation of mitochondrial membrane potential; inflammatory response. NCBI's taxonomy places the organism in Eukaryota, Metazoa, Chordata, Actinopteri, Cypriniformes, Cyprinidae.
CCGGUUCGAGCAGGAGCCGCUGAGCGUGUCUCGCUUCACCCUCGUCUGCUGCAGCGGUUCGCUUGUGAGUCACUUUACAGACUGAAUAAAUCUGUUCAAACCGACGUCGAUUCGCCUUAUUUCCGCUUCCUUGUUUAAUUUAACACCAGGAGACCGCGUUCAAAGCCGUACGGCCGUCCCGAGUGAGACCUGAGCGGAAGGAGAAUGAUCCAUGAUGGGCGGCAGCGGCUCUAAAGGUAAAGGCUACUGGCCCUUCUCGGGUUCAGGUGGCGGGGAUGAGCCUGCUAAAGACGGUCAGGAGCAGAGCCUGGCCCGGGUGCGGAGCAUCCGAAACGCCACGCCUUUCGUGUUUACCAGGAGGAGCUCUUUGUACUUCGACGAGGACGGCGACCUGGCCCACGAGUUUUAUGAAGAAACGUUAGUAACGAAAAAUGGCCGCAAGAAAGCCAAACUAAAACGAAUCCACAAGAAUCUCAUACCUCAGGGAAUCGUCAAGUUGGAUCACCCUUGUAUACACGUCGAUUUUCCGGUCGUCAUCUGUGAAGUUUGACGCCGUCGGUGACCUCCUGCGAAGAAUCCGUCCCCCUCAUUUUCCUCCCGCCCAGCUGGAUCCCGAACACGCUCGCCGAGUAGCGCCCCCUUGUGUUUGGGAGGGCUUGAGGCGCGCGUGAGGAACCAGGCCAGCGAGCCGCGAGCUGCUCCGGCUGUGUGACUGAGAAGAGGCCGCGGCCUGAUGAUGAUGAUGAUGAUGAUGUCCUGACUCUUUUUGUUUUCUCGUAAUCCUCCGCACAAAGACUGCUAUGGGCCGUGCGGCCGAGACACUAAGUGUGGUUUGUAUGUGAGUGUAUGUUUGUUUGUAUCUGACCAUAGAAAUUAGCCGAUGUUUAGCGACGUCUGACGAUCUUUCAGGAGCACGUCGUGAAGGACUCCGGAGGACCUUCUAGCACGUUCCAUUUAGAAUUUCAAAGAAGCCCUCGGAAGGAUCGGGUCGCUUUUGAACGCUUUAAUUGAUGCGUUCGCAGAUCGCGAGGACGCAGUCUUCGUAGAGGUUACGCGGUUAGGGUUAGUAUAAAAGCGAGGGGGGAAAAAAACAACAGCCUGGAUUUUGCAUGUCGACAUGAUUCUGCUUUCUUUUCAGCCGCUAGGAGAAAAAUCAAAGGCUGUUUACUAUGCUGUGAUUUAUUUGUAUGCUGAUUGGAUGAUGGAAUUGCUGCUGCUCUUUGAUUGGACGGUCGAGGCACUGGCUGACACAGUGCUGCCAGUCACUGUGAGAAGCCCCGGCCCCUCGCACUGUCGUGGCUGUCAUUUAUUUAUUACAGUUAAAAUGACGAGAUGGCAUUAAAUACCACGUAUAAAUGCA